Megalopta genalis is the source of this 2518-nucleotide messenger RNA. It is a transcript of the gene Tmep, whose product is annotated as Transmembrane endosomal protein. NCBI's taxonomy places the organism in Eukaryota, Metazoa, Arthropoda, Insecta, Hymenoptera, Halictidae. The record is from RefSeq and is a predicted model, not a curated record.
AAAGAGAUCGUCCGUGAGUGCGAAACGAAGACAGCUGAGGGGAAGAUUUACGGGUGCAACGGAGAAAAGUAUAUGGUGGUGGUGGUGAGACCAGUUAUAUUUUUAUUGUCGACUGGCAUAUUUCGCGAAGCUGAUCUCGCAACGAAUGUGUGUUUGACGUAUCGAGGAAGGAACGAAAAGAGAUGCCUGAAAAUGUCGGGUAAAAGUGAAACUCGGUGAUCCAGGCUGGGACGGAAGCAGACAGUGAAGGGAAGUGAAUUCGGUGGAAUUUAUUCCGCGCGUUUAUCUCUCGAGAAGGUCACGACCAUUCGUAAAACCGCUGCGUUGGUUGCUGGUUUAAUUGAAAGUGGGGAAUCUCGGAGGAGCUCUCGGAAUCGUGCAGGUCAACGCGUUACGGUGUGCGAUACAAAGGGAAAAGGAGAACGCAUUUAAAUAUGGCUAGUACUGUGGCAACAGAACCAUCCACUAUUGUCAAAUUCUUGGUUGACGGAAUGACAACCACCACUGUCACCACAUUCUCCAAGGAGGAAGAACCAGCACCAAUAUUCUUGCAGACAAAAGCUGCACAAGUUAUUGCUGGUACAUCUGUGUGGUUUGCUCUGUUCAUAACAUGUCAACAGAUUUUCCAGCAUUUGAGGUGGUAUACCAAUCCGACAGAACAGAGAUGGAUAGUGAGGAUUUUGUUUAUAGUCCCAAUAUAUGCAACACACUCUUGGGUCUCUCUAGUAUUCUUUAACAGUGAUAGCUAUUACGUUUAUUUCUUCACUGUGCGAGACUGUUACGAAGCAUUUGUUAUAUAUAACUUUUUGUCUUUAUGCUACGAGUACCUGGGAGGUGAAGGAAACAUUAUGUCCGAGAUACGAGGCAAACCUAUUCGUUCCAAUUGCCUAUAUGGAACUUGCUGCCUAGUUGGAAAAACAUACACUAUUGGCUUUCUUAGAUUUUGCAAGCAAGCUACUUUACAGUUUUGCUUGGUGAAGCCAGUGAUGGCAUUUGUCAUUAUAUUCCUUCAAGCAUUUGGACAUUAUAGAGAUGGAGAUUGGUCUCCAGAUGGUGGUUAUCUUUAUAUCACUAUAAUUUACAAUAUCAGCGUGUCCCUUGCACUUUAUGGACUUUUCCUUUUCUACUUUGCUACAAGAGACCUGUUAACACCAUUUGAACCCGUCUUAAAAUUUUGUACCGUCAAGAGCGUUAUCUUCCUCUCAUUUUGGCAAGGAGUUUUACUGGCUAUUUUGGAAAAAGCAAAUGUAAUUGCGCCUAUCACUCUAGGCCAAUCGAGUGCAGGCACAGUAUCUGCUGGUUAUCAGAACUUUUUGAUUUGUAUUGAAAUGUUGUUUGCAGCUAUAGCUUUACGUUAUGCAUUUCCUUAUCAAGUAUAUUCAGCUGGUUGUGUAACGGAUUCAAGAGGAAGAAGCGUAACAAUGCAGAGUAUUAGCAGCAGUCUGAAGGAAACUAUGAAUCCAAAAGACAUAAUGACUGAUGCCAUUCACAAUUUCCAUCCUCAGUAUCAACAAUACACCCAAUACAGUUCUGGAGCUCCCAAAGGACAACGUGGUAUGCGGAUAUCCAGCUUUGAUCCAGACGAUCCACAGAAUAUGCCAAUUCCGCCGCCGCAAAGACGACACACUUCUCACCAACGUGUUGCGACUAUCUCUCAAAAUUAUAACGAGAAAACAAUGCUGUUGAGCAGCGAUGAUGAGUUCCAAUAAGUUUUAAGAAACGAAUAAAAGAAAAAUGAAAGAGAAAGGAAAUGAAUCGCAUUUACAACAGAAAAACUAGAAAAUGAACGCGCCAAACUCACGUUGGAUUUUCGUGAAAUUACAAAAAUUAAUCUGGUCUCAAGGAAACGCAACAUACGCCAUUGAAAUUUGAUUGUACAUCAUUAGGUAGGAACUUAACUCGCUCACGAAAACAAACAACAGAUAGAAAAAACAAAUUGUGCGUGAUGUGAAGAGAAACGAUUCCAUCAUGCUGUAAUAGUUCCAUAAUGUUACAUCCAUGUUAAUACAUGUAUUACGUUACAUCAUGUAAACAUAGCAUAGAAGAUAUUUAUUUUAAUAUGCUGAACAUAUUUAAGGCAGUGUUACCUAUAGAGGUGGCUCUACUAUAAUAAUACAACUAUUCUUUGUUUCACGGAACGGUUUACGUUUCUUAAAGGGAGAGGAUUGUACAGUACUUAAUAUCUGAAUACUCACAAAUACGUUGCCGCAUUAUUUACCGUAGUUAAUUAAUAUUUUUACACUCUGAUCUAACAUUGCAUAAUACGUUUUUACAUCGAUUUCCCAGUCUGAAUGAAGACCAAUGUAAUUUUGCCGACGGAGAAUACUAAUUUCAUUGAAAUAUACACCGGGAAAGGUACUUCUGAUUCUUGCACGCGUCCGGGAAAAAAUAAUAUAUAUAUAUAUAUAUAUCUGAGCCACAAAAAUCUUUGCGUCCUAGAUUAAAGAAUUAAUGAGUGUAUAUAUGGUUACAAUAGAAUGUAUUUAAUAAUGCAAAAAUUAAAGAUUUUUUCCUUCAA